Talpa occidentalis (Iberian mole) is the source of this 2650-nucleotide messenger RNA. RefSeq names its product WW domain binding protein 2 (gene WBP2). Gene Ontology annotation, biological process: positive regulation of DNA-templated transcription. The record is from RefSeq and is a predicted model, not a curated record. Lineage: Eukaryota; Metazoa; Chordata; Mammalia; Eulipotyphla; Talpidae. Gene Ontology annotation, cellular component: nucleus. Bases 971 to 1690 code for a protein of 239 amino acids. Gene Ontology annotation, molecular function: transcription coactivator activity; chromatin DNA binding. The transcript has 8 exons.
CCCUGCCUCGCUCCCUCACCAGCCGCGGACUUGGGUCACUCCUCAGAGCACGCUCCCAACGUCAGGGUUUUUCCUGCCACCCCAGUCCACCCCAUGGGUUCACUCUCUCCAGCCUCUGGGCUCCUUGGGUGUGGGGAGUCAAACCAGACCGACCCUGCGGAGCCGUGCAGACCCUGAGGCCCCUCUUGAAGGCAGAAGCACCUCGGCAGGAAGCUUAGGCCCCAGAGGAGACAGUGGGGUGAGAACCCUGUACCAGCUCAGGCCAGCACCCCGCCCAGGGCACCAGGAAUGCUCGAGUCGUUGGAGAAAGCCCUGGGCCCCAGAUGGCUGGACACCGCAGUCCCUCCCUCGUACCUGCUGGGGGCUGAGGCCCCAGCUGCUGCUGGUGGUGACCUCCAGGCGCUGCUGCUCUCUCCUGCUGCUGCUCUCUCCUGCCGGCUGCUCUCCCUCCUACUCCCCGGCCCCAGUGAGGGAAGGUGUGGUGUUUGGGAAGAGGAAGAUGACAGAGCAGCCCUGUGGACCUUCAUAGCUCGCAACCAGAAAGCUCCGUGCCUCCUGUCUAGCGUGUCUGCGCGUGAGCCGGCCCCCGGCCUGGACACCCUUUUGGUGCCACUGUGGCAUCUCUUGGGACUGUUUUUCUUUCUCAGCAGACUUUUCUGGGACAAGAAUGCCUUUGUCUUGCUGGGCCGCCUGCCUGGCCUGCCUCGGUGCUGCUAAGUAAUGGCGCGCCUUCUUUCAGGAAACGCGUCAGCCUCUUUUCUGAGGAAAUUGUGUGUGUAGUUGCAGUUUGAAGUCAGCGCUUAGCAUUUGCCGUGUAAAAUAGGAACCGUUCACUCUCCAAGUCCUGAGCCACUUUGAGCAUGAUGAACACUACGGACUCGCGCAGGGCUUCAUCUCCAGGGCUCGUGGGCUGACAUCCCCGCAGACCCAGCUCCUGAACCCCAGGUUGAAAGGAACUCUGAACAUCCUGAUGUCCUAUGACCAUGUGGAACUUACCUUUAAUGACAUGAAGAAUGUGCCCGAGGCCUUCAAAGGGACCAAGAAAGGCACUGUCUACCUUACCCCUUACCGGGUCAUCUUUCUGUCUAAGGGGAAGGACGCCAUGCAGUCGUUCAUGAUGCCCUUCUACCUGAUGAAGGACUGUGAGAUCAAGCAGCCUGUGUUCGGCGCCAACUACGUCAAGGGGACAGUGAAGGCCGAAGCAGGAGGCGGCUGGGAAGGCUCCGCGUCUUACAAGUUGACCUUUACGGCAGGGGGCGCCAUCGAGUUCGGGCAGCGGAUGCUACAGGUGGCUUCGCAAGCCUCCCGAGGUGAAGCCCCCAAUGGAGCCUAUGGGUACUCUUACAUGCCCAGCGGGGCCUAUGUCUAUCCCCCACCAGUCGCCAAUGGAAUGUACCCCUGCCCUCCUGGCUACCCCUACCCACCGCCCCCACCUGAGUUUUAUCCGGGACCCCCCAUGAUGGAUGGGGCUAUGGGAUAUGUGCAGCCCCCGCCGCCGCCCUAUCCUGGGCCCAUGGAGCCUCCAGUCAGCGGGCCUGAUGUCCCCUCCACUCCUGCAGCCGAAGCCAAGGCCGCGGAAGCAGCUGCCAGCGCCUACUACAACCCGGGCAACCCUCACAAUGUGUACAUGCCCACGAACCAGCCGCCGCCGCCUCCCUACUACCCCCCGGAAGAUAAGAAGACCCAGUAGGCCCUUCUCGUCCCUUCCUCCCUGCUCCCAUUGCUCUUUCAUUCCCCUCCCCUGGGGCGAGUCUGGGGCUGGCGGGGCGGGAGAGCUUGUUCUUCUCCAGGUGUGAUGAUAAAGCACUGACAGGAACUAGUGUGAGGGGAACUGGGGCCCCUGCGCUCGGGGCCCCCCACCCCGCCUCCCACCCUAGCGCGGAGCCCAGGCGCUGCUCAGCGCACUUCCCUCUCACCCUCUCCGGGGCGCUCAGGAGCGGGGGGUGUCCCCUCUUCUGUGCUGCUCCCGGAGCUCUGCCCAUGGCGGGACUCUCUGGCCACCUCCUCGUCUGCCGUCCAGCGCCCUCCUUUGGUAGCCACUUUCUACUCCAGCCGGGCCGCUCACAUUCCCCGCGCCGGUCCGCUCGGGCCCCGCCCCAUCCCAGGUCUUGCCCUGGUCACUCUCGUCCCUGCGGGGGGACCUUGGCGCUGUAAUGGGAGCUGGCAGGGCUGGGUGACUUCAGAGCAGGCCACUCUGCUUCCCUCUGCUGUUUCUGGAGCUCGUCUCCCUCCUCUCGUCGCUGCCCUCUGGAAGGGACUUCUCGGACCAGAAGUGGAGCGUGCAUGUCUGUCCCUUCACGCCACUUGGGGGCUGCUGGGUGGGCGGGAACCGGGCCCCACGUCCCUGGGGUCCUGGCCAGGCCUGUGAGCCGACCGUGAUCUCUCCCCUGCCCUCGGCCCCCCUUUCAGCGUCACGCCUGGUCGGUGACGUGCCCUCGGAUGCGCUCACAUUUGCUCUCAUUUGCUCCUGGACUGGCUGUGAAGCGAGGAGAUGGUUAUUUAAAGAGAAUUCCCUAUUUAUUUGACAAAAAAAAAAUUCCAGUUAAUAUAUUAAUGUGAAAUAAACCUCGUUUGCACCUUGAUUUGUUUGCUGAAAAUGUGAAGUAGUAAAAACGAAGUACCUGGACCCUGCAUGACUCUGUGUGCUGAC